Lotus japonicus is the source of this 1519-nucleotide messenger RNA. RefSeq lists its product as uncharacterized. NCBI's taxonomy places the organism in Eukaryota, Viridiplantae, Streptophyta, Magnoliopsida, Fabales, Fabaceae. The transcript is spliced from 12 exons. Gene Ontology annotation, cellular component: CCR4-NOT complex. Gene Ontology annotation, biological process: mRNA catabolic process; negative regulation of translation. The record is from RefSeq and is a predicted model, not a curated record. The coding region runs from base 76 to 1386 and encodes 436 amino acids.
UAGAAUAUAAAAGCGUGUUGUGAAUGUAGUCUUCUCCUUCUCCCCCAAAUUGUGAAACCCUAACAGAGCAGAGCAAUGAGUAUUCGGAGAUUGAGUGGUGAAGAGUCAAUGUCACUCUUCUCUCUCCUGAAAGCAGAUCAGCGCCCAAUCCAUGAGAUCCUCGCUGAAUUCAACUCCACACUCUCUCGCAAUCGCCAUUUCACUCUCUGUUCCUACCUUCUCAUGCUCCUCCAGGACAAUAAGGUUCUCACCACUACUGAACGAUUGAUAGCUUUUUCUCUGCUACUUGAGGCUUAUUCAUCUCAGAAACCUGCUUCCAAUCCCUUCAUAACCUUUAUCAUUAAUGCUUCCUGUGAUGAAGGGUCCAUAAAAGUUGAGAGGGCAUUUAUUCUACAACUAUUAGGUGUUGAUAGCUCCAACAGUGGCAAAGAGUUUCUUAAACAGUCUGCCUCAGAUUAUGUGCAAGGAUUUGAUCAGUCAUUGCAUGAGUUUCCUCCACUAGACCAGUUGCAGCAACAGUUUUCUGAUAAAGUUCAUCCAAAACCAUAUCAUUGUUUAUUUAAAGAUGGUUCUGUGAGAAACGUGGUCCCAGACCCAGAUGUUCCUCCAAGUUGUGAUCCAGAUUCAUCAGAGUUUGAUUUACGACCUGGAGCAAAACCUAAACUUGGCACCGGAGAUAAAGACGAGGCUGUUGUUGGGUUAUUGUCAAAUCUUUCGCUGGAAGGAUUAAGUCCUCACUGGAUCAGGCCUCUUCCACCAAGGCUCCCUAUACUUGAUGGGGAGCUAGUUUGGCUCAACCCUGACGACAAUCAUGAACUUAUGUGGGACUAUGGUAUGUGCGUUGAUACUAGCAGAGGGGCUGCAGUUAGGGACUUAAUUGCAAAAGCUCUGAAGGGUGCUCUUGCACCUACUCAGCAAGAGCAAGUCCUGUUGGAGCUGGGAAAUGAUCCAAAGCUCGUAUAUCAUUGUGGACUGACCCCAAGAAAGUUGCCAGAACUGGUGGAAAACAAUCCUCUGAUUGCAGUUGAUGUUCUCACUAAGUUGAUAAAUUCUCCUGAAAUAGCAGAAUACUUUACAGUACUUGUGAACAUGGACAUGAGUCUACACUCAAUGGAAGUUGUGAACAGGCUUACAACUGCAGUUGAACUGCCGUCGGAAUUCAUUCACAUGUACAUAACUAACUGUAUAUCAUCCUGUGUGAGCAUUAAGGAUAAAUACAUGCAGAAUAGGCUUGUCAGACUUGUUUGUGUCUUUCUGCAAAGCCUAAUUCGGAAUAACAUUAUCAAUGUUAAAGAUCUCUUCAUUGAAGUUCAAGCGUUUUGCAUUGAGUUUUCGCGGAUUAGAGAGGCAGCUGCGUUAUUUAGGCUUCUCAAAUCAUUGGAAUGAUUGCUGUUUUAGCCAGUUAAUUUCCCCUGUUCGGAGACGUCUUUGUAGAUAUGUUUCUACCUAGAGCUAGGUAGUUGUGUACUAAUUUUCAAAUUACAGAUAAUCAUUAUAGUUUGUUGACAUUCAUACUUCA